AAACGAAAGGUGGCAGAGACAACGGAGAGGAGAUUGAUUAUGAAUAGUCAGUUUUUUUUCCUUUUCGUUCUUGGGGUGUGAGACAGUGAGAGAGGCGGCUUUUGUGGGCCUUUGAAGUAUGACUGAGCAAAGCCCAAUUAAAAGGAUGCGGAAAUGCUCGCUCCUCCGGUGGUGGUGACUGGGGGGAAGGACGAAUCUCUUCCAAGGCUGUUAACUCAGGGUUUCUCGCUUGAAUAGACGAGCAGUUACAGGUUGGGUGGAGUUUUUUUCCGGCAGCUUCGACAUUAGUCUAGCCGGAAAUUCGUUAGCACAAUGGCUUCGUCCCCUGUGACUGCUCCGUCGCCAGAAACUUCAGAUUCACCGACCCCCCCAUCAUCAUCAUCAUCACCACCAGCACCUCCAACAUCAUCGUCACCACCUCCAGAGUCACCACCAUCACCAUCAGAAGAAGAAUCAGAACCAGAGACCUCACCGCCACCACCUCCACCAACCUCAUCAUCCCCCAAAAAACCACCAUCUAAAAAGAAACCGCCCCAACCUCCAUCCGACGACAACGACGAUUCAUCCCCAUCUCCUCCUACAAACAAGAAGUCUAGUCGUUCGCCUCCAUCAUCCGGCAAUGUUCCUUUUCUGUCACCUCCAAGUCCCCCCAAGUCAUCAUCAUCUUCUUCUUCUGGGGCACUGUCACCGCCAACUAAGACCCCAUCGUCACGUACUAACAAAUCCUCGAAUUCUAGUUCCUCAAUGUCCUCUAGUGAUGACAAGAUACCCUUGAUAAUAGGAAUUACAGUUGGGGUGUCAGUAGUACUGGUACUUAUGAUCGUCAUGUGCGUGUACUGCUUCUGCAAGAGGAAGAGAAGGUCACAUGAUCAGAUGCAUUACUACAUGGAUCCUGCUCGUGGACCAGUCAAAGUUGGUGAAUAUUACAACAGUCCAAUGCCGCCAAAUUACUACAACAGUCCCCAAUCAAUGGAGCACGGUAUGAAGGUUCCAUCACCACCAGUCGGAGGGUGGCAUGCACCACCUCCACCUCCACCCAUGAUGAGCAGCAGCGGUGAGAUGAGCUCAAAUUACUCGGGUCCACAUCAUCCCCCUUUGCCACCUCCAUCCCCCAACAUUGCUCUUGGAUUCAACAAGAGUACAUUCACUUAUGAUGAGCUAGCGGCUGCAACUGGUGGGUUCUCUCAGGCCAACCUAUUGGGUCAAGGUGGGUUCGGAUUUGUACACAAGGGAGUGUUGGCAAAUGGAAAGCAGGUAGCAGUGAAGAGUCUGAAGUCAGGUAGCGGGCAAGGAGAGAGGGAGUUCCAGGCAGAAGUUGAAAUUAUCAGUCGUGUCCAUCACCGUCACCUGGUUUCCCUUGUUGGCUACUGCAUAGCUGGUGGGCAGCGGAUGUUGGUCUAUGAAUAUGUUCCAAACAAGACGCUGGAGUACCACCUUUAUAGCAAGAACCUUCCAACCAUGGAUUGGCCAACAAGAGUAAAAAUUGCACUAGGAUCGGCUAAGGGACUUGCCUACCUUCACGAAGACUGUCACCCUAGAAUCAUCCAUCGUGACAUUAAAGCUGCAAAUAUUCUGCUCGACCAUAAUUUUGAGGCCAUGGUGGCAGAUUUUGGACUGGCAAAGCUGUCUUCAGACAAUUAUACCCAUGUCUCCACGCGUGUCAUGGGAACAUUUGGGUAUUUGGCUCCUGAGUAUGCAUCGAGUGGCAAGCUAACUGAGAAAUCUGAUGUUUUCUCAUUUGGUGUAAUGCUAUUAGAACUGAUCACGGGACGACGUCCGGUGGAUACCACCAAUACAUACAUGGAAGAUAGCUUAGUGGAUUGGGCAAGACCUAUCUUAACACGUGCUAUGACUGAUGGCAACUAUAGUCAGCUGGUGGAUCCACGCUUGGAGAACAGGUAUGAACCCAGUGAGAUGGCAAACAUGGUAACAUGUGCUGCUGCAAGCAUUCGUCAUUCUGCAAGGAGGCGCCCAAAAAUGAGUCAGAUUGUGCGUGCUUUGGAAGGCGACGUCUCGCUGGAUGACUUGAACGAAGGGGUGAAGCCCGGGCAAAGUACGGUGUUUGGCGUGAUUGGUAGCUCAGAAUAUGAUGCGAACGCAUAUAACGCAGACAUGAUAAAGUUUAGAAAGAUGGCAUUGGAAAGCCAGGAAAUGUCUAGCAGUGAGUAUGGGGAUGGCUCCUCAAGCGGUGACUCUGCAGACAUGAACCAAUCCGGGAACCAAAGAAGGGAUUGAGUUGAUCAAACAUUCGGAUUCACUCCCUUUUUCACGUAAUGUACACAAAACAUGAUCACCAAGCUACCAUCUUUAUGUUUGUUUCUUUUUUAGGAUUUGCCGCUCGGAGUUCACCAGUUACGGCUCAUUUACAUGCCUGUGUACUGCAACUAUAUAUAUGCAACUGUGCAUGGAGGCAAACAGAUAGCUUCUAUUGAUCUUUUCAGUUGUUUCUUGUUUGGGUUACUUCAGUUUUGAAGUUAGUAACAAAGUUGGGGAUCACAACAUUUUUUUGCACUCUGCCUUUUUCGUUGAGUUUUGGAUCUUCACUAGUUUUUUCUCAGGCCUUCAGUUUGGGAAGAGUGCAAAUACAAAUAUGUUCGAUGCAAUUUGCGGUGAACAUGUUCAUAUUUGCACUCUGAAGU
Messenger RNA from Nelumbo nucifera (sacred lotus), 2639 nucleotides. Its product is annotated as proline-rich receptor-like protein kinase PERK15. The record is from RefSeq and is a predicted model, not a curated record. Gene Ontology annotation, molecular function: ATP binding; protein kinase activity. Gene Ontology annotation, biological process: protein phosphorylation. NCBI's taxonomy places the organism in Eukaryota, Viridiplantae, Streptophyta, Magnoliopsida, Proteales, Nelumbonaceae.